GCACCGAUAAAUGGAUGUCGUUGUGAGCCCCUGAUAAAUAAACUGGAGAAUCAGCUGGAGGCAACAGUGGAAGAGAUAAAAGCUGAGUUUGGGACAGUACAAGAUAAGAUGAAUGUUAAGCUGGGCCAGAUGGAAAGCAAAACUCAACAUCAACUCCGUGUUUUAGACAAGCUUAUGGCUGAGCGGCUGUCUGCGGAGAGAACAGAGUGCCUUCACCGCCUGCAACAGCACACUGAGCUGGAAAAAAAUGAGGGGGAGAAACGGCAGAUUUCCUUGGUCGAUGAGCUGAAGACUUGGUGCAUGUUGAAGAUUCAGAAUCUGGAGCUCAAGCUUUCUGGAGAUUCCAGGUCAUCAAGACCAAAAUCAACUUUGUCCACUUGUGAGUCUCUCACCGAGACCCUGGAUACUGAGAACAACCCCCACAGUGCCAAGGACUGUAAAGCCAACCAGCCCAUGCUGCAGUCAGAGGACUCCCACCAGCAUUCCUAUAUCACACUCCCAAAUAGCCUCUCGGAAGAUGGGGGAAGGAGCAGAGUCCAGAUGCCAGAACAGAGCUUUGGGCAACAUUUUUGCAUUCAACAAGAUGGCGCGUCAGGUACAGAGCAACAGUUAAUCGUUGGCAGACCAGUUUCUUCUGCCCCUGCUCAAGAUGUCAGGCCAAAGGACAAAGCUGUCAGUGCCAGCACAUUCCACAGGUUCCAGCAGGAGCUGCCCUCCUCCGAGCUUUUGGGGUCCAAAUUAAGACACGUUAAGGUUCAAGCUGCUUUGCAGCCCUUGACUGAACCUGCAAAGACUGAACCACAGAGCGGCUACUUCAUUGACAAAGGAACUCAGACAAAGAAGUCCAGCAAAAGCGGGCAGUCAAGGCACAAAGCUCUGCACCACGCCGGGGCACAUCAGAGCCAGGAGCAGCAGCCCUCCGUCCUGCCUGCGGGACAGCCAUCUGCCCCUGCGCUCAGAGACACCUCCCAGGCCCUGGAGAUAACACAGUACUUCUUCGAGGCUGUUUCCACACAGAUGGAGAAGUGGUAUGAACGGAAGAUAGAAGAAGCCCGAUGCCAAGCGAAUCAGAAAGCGCAGCAAGACAAAGCUGCGCUCAAGGAACAUAUUAAAAGCUUAGAAGAGGAGCUCAGCAAAUUAAGGACUAAGGUGCAGAAAGAGAGCUAG
Fulmarus glacialis (Northern fulmar) is the source of this 1167-nucleotide messenger RNA. RefSeq names its product ankyrin repeat domain 6 (gene ANKRD6). The transcript has 4 exons. The record is from RefSeq and is a predicted model, not a curated record. NCBI's taxonomy places the organism in Eukaryota, Metazoa, Chordata, Aves, Procellariiformes, Procellariidae. The annotation marks the transcript as partial.